AUGCUUGACAUAUCAUUGCGAGGUCACGUUCGGGGCAAGAUGAUCCCACACGCUCGCUGGAGUGGUCCUGCCCACUUGCAGCAUUGGAUCGUCUUCAAACUCAGACCUCUACACGCAGGUUACAACAGCACAAACAUCAUAUCCAUCCAGCGUUGCCAUAAUUUAUCAAAGAGCAGUCACUACACCGCAUACUUCGUCAACGUAAGCUGCUUCUACACAUCCAAAUCGGAUAACAACUUCAGCCCUCCAUCUCACCGCAAGCCAGAAGGCGAGAGAACCGACUCCACCGACUUCAGCAAAGACCUCCUCGCAGCUUUAGACGGUGUCUCAAAGCGAAUCAACGCCGAAGCAGAAGCACCGGUCCAGAAAGCGCGCAGAGAAGGCAACACCGUUCGAAAGGACCCCAAGCAAGCCCCUCUCUACGGCGUGCCCCAAGCCCAAUAUGGUCGUCGAAUGGACGAACGCAACCACAGACCUUCGCCGAAACCUUACCGUCCCAGAUUCGUGGCGCAGCAGUCGAUUGGGCAGCGUGGACCAGGAGGUAUCGACAUGAACGGUCCGGCUUGGCAGAAGUUCAUUCCUGCUCCUCCCAGUCGGCGAACCAACAACGCCCAGUCCCGUCCUGGCAACAACGCAUUCACUUCACCGAAAGAGACCCGGCGGUCUGCAGGCGUCAACGAGCAGAAUGCGCCUGCUGAGAAGAACCCAAUGACAACCUGCUUCGUCGAGCUAUUCGCAGCUGGACUGGGAGGAACUUCUGAUCGAGCGAGAGAAGCCGAAGCAGAAAUCAGACCCAUCGCCCCACCCAUUCAGACAAUCUUGGACAUGAUUGAUUCGUUUCGUAUUCGGCCUUUUUCUUUUUCUUUUCCAUUCCAGCUCUUCUCUCGCCCCGUAUUGACAUAUAUGUCUAACCACCCCAGCCCACCUGAUCCGAGUCCCGCCUAUACUUUCCAGAUUCCGAAGCACCAUCCAUCCAUGUCAAGUACAAGAUUCGCAAAACUCCUCGCUGGCCUAAUGGGCUGGUAG
Messenger RNA from Pseudocercospora fijiensis CIRAD86, 1026 nucleotides. RefSeq lists its product as uncharacterized. The record is from RefSeq and is a predicted model, not a curated record. The coding region runs from base 1 to 1026 and encodes 341 amino acids. Lineage: Eukaryota; Fungi; Ascomycota; Dothideomycetes; Mycosphaerellales; Mycosphaerellaceae. The transcript has 7 exons.